AAAAAAAAAUGUUACCCACCUACUCAUCGGAACGUCCCAAUCAGCAUUUACGUGGACGAGGAAAUAAUGUAACAUCUCCAUCACCUUCAUCUUCGUCAUCUUCGUCAUCAUCACCAUUGGAAAAUAAUUUAUCUUCUGCAUCAUCAUCAAAUUUUGGCGCCAGAAAGUCCAAAUGUUCAGGCAAGAAAAUAGGCUGUUUAAUAAUAGGCUUGUUAUUGCUCAUCAUUGCCUUGUAUUGGUUGUUUAGUGUUGUGAGUGAGAAUGUAAUUAUUGUUACGGAUGAUGAUGCUGAUAAUGCUGUUGCAACAAAUUUUAGGAAUAUUGCAGAAUUGGAUGGAAAUGAAAAUACUAAUAUUAAAUCAGCAUCGGAGAAGGAUACUAAAACAAGCCUUAAAAAAGAUAAGAAAGAGGAAGGUGAUGAAAAGAAGGAGGAAAUUGUACCACCACCUCCAAUUGUUAAACGUAAGAAGAACAAACAAGAGAAACAACAAGAUUUAAUAUUUGAAGAAAUUGCUAAAUUAUUAACUAAUCCAGAUCAAACAAGCGAAGGAUCCUAUGGAUGGUAUAGAAAACAAUUAGAUACUAAUAAUAGAUUAGGUAAUACUUUAUUUGAUGAUCCUAUAAUGACUAAAUUAGGAUUUCAAGAUACUCUUACCACUAGUGAAUUAUUAUUUUACUAUUUUAGAACAUUUAAUACGACACAGGAAUGUAGACAACAACAUACAUGUAAAAUUUAUGCAGAUAGAACUGCAGGUGAAUUUUUGGAAGAGGGAACUCAAUUGGAUGCUGUUGUGCAACAUUGUCAAUAUAAGGAACCUUACUUUUUAAAUUCACAUGAACAAGAAUCCAAGAAUUUGAAUGUUUUUCAUUCACUCAUUACAAAAUCAGAUGAUAAUUUAAAGAAUAUUGACAAAUUAGAAGUAUCUAAUGUUUUAGCACAUUCUAAUCAUAUGGAUUAUUUAUAUGGAGAACAAAUGUGGAGAGGAAUGAGAAGAUUAUCAAUUAUCAUGUGUAGUGAAGCUCGUGUUCAUGAUCUUGUUGGUCCAAUAACACAAAAGAAGAAUGAUUACAAAUCAAUGCAAAGAUUUUCAGAUUCUACAGCUGACAUUUCAAUUUGUUUCCUUUCAACAUGUUCUGUUUGGGUUAAUUAUCAUUAUUGGCAAUUAUCUUUAUCCAAAUCAAAUGAAUUUGGAACUAAACCAUUCAAAAACAAUAAGGGAAUUUGUGCUUUUAUUUCAAAUUGUGAUCAAGCUGGUUGCACUGAUUUAAAACAAAGAUUUGAACUCUUGAAUACACUCUCAAAAUACAUUCCAGUGAGACAAUAUGGUAAAUGUGGAAAGAAUGCACAAGAAGGACCAGGUGGUAAAACAUUUGAAAUUGAAAAUAAUUGUCGAUUCUAUUAUGCAGCUGAAAAUUCAAUUGCCAAAGAUUAUGUUACUGAGAAAUUCUUUGAAGGAGUAAGAGCUCUUCAAAAUGGUGCCAGAGUAAUUACAUUAUAUAGAGGUGCUCCAAAUUUGAGACAAGAUUGGGGAUUUCCAAAGUCUCUCUACUUGGAUCAUAAUGAUUUUGAAUCUGUGGAUGCAUUGGGUCAAUACAUGAAGAAAUUGAAUGAUGAUGACAAUGCCUUUGAACGAUGGUUCAACAAGAUGACAAUGCAAGAAAGAAAGAAGGUUGAUAAGGUUUUAGAUGGUUUCGAACAUAGACUUGGAACUAAUAUUCCAUGCAGAAUUUGUGCCAUUGUUGGUGAAAUGAAAUUAGCACGUUAUUUAUUAUUUAAAAUUGGAUUGAAAACAACAACAGCAAAGGUCAAUUGGUAUGAAUGGCAACAAUUCAAAGCAGAUAAGUUUGAAAAUCUCUCCAAGGACAGACUUGCAAUAUUGGAUCAUAUUUAUGUGAUGGCCUUUAAUAUUUUCCAAACUGAAAAUAAUAAGGCAAAUAGAUUUAAUCUUGCUUGGGAUUUUAAUAAGUAAAUUAAUAUAUUGAUAUUUACAUUUAUUAAAUAUAUUAAAAUACUAUUUUACUAUUAAUAUUGAAUAUUAAUAGAAAGUAUGUUGUUUUAAAUGAAUAUAAUAGGAAAUUUAAACAGUAAAUUGUUCAUGAUAUUUCUUAUCUAAUUCUUUC
Messenger RNA from Naegleria gruberi, 2121 nucleotides. RefSeq lists its product as uncharacterized. Gene Ontology annotation, molecular function: alpha-(1->3)-fucosyltransferase activity. The record is from RefSeq and is a predicted model, not a curated record. Gene Ontology annotation, cellular component: membrane. Bases 9 to 1970 code for a protein of 653 amino acids. NCBI's taxonomy places the organism in Eukaryota, Heterolobosea, Eutetramitea, Acrasida, Naegleriidae. The transcript has a single exon.